CCCUUGGAAUACUAGAGAAGAAACGCAUUCACUUUUGUUGUGUCAGUUGGGUGAAAGCGGUAACGUUACGGAGGAAAAUGUUGUCAAAAGCUGUCAAAGCGUGUUAUUCUGGUGUGAAAAAUGUAUGUCGAGGUGGACAGGUACUUUCUUCUGCAAAUGCCAGAAUGCAGCACAGCCAGCCCCAGGAAGGGAAAGCUCCCCCGUCCAAUCGGCCGGAGACGUCCAGCGCCAAGACUCUGAUGGACAUUGGCACCCGCAGAAUCUUCAACGAGGAUCAUGACAUGUUCAGGGAGAGUGUCCGACGUUUCUGGACAGAGGAGGUGGUGCCCUACCACAAGGAAUGGGAGAAGGCAGGUAUGGUGAGCAGGGAGCUGUGGCAGAAGGCUGGGGAGCAGGGUCUGUUGGGCAUCCUCACUCCAGAGGAGCACGGUGGGAUCGGAGGUGAUCUGCUGUCUGCAGCUGUGAUGUGGGAGGAGCAGAUGUACUCUAACUGCACUGGCCCAGGCUUUGCCCUCCACUCUGAGAUCUGCAUGCCCUACAUCAGUAACUAUGGCUCCAAGGAACAGAUCGAUCGCUUCAUACCCCAGAUGGCUGCUGGGACCUGCAUCGGGGCUAUCGCCAUGACGGAGCCAGGAGCUGGCAGUGACCUCCAAGGUGUCAGGACGUACGCUAAGAAGGAUGGCGAUGACUGGAUCCUCAAUGGCAACAAGGUGUUCAUCACCAACGGCUGUAUGGCCGACAUGGUGAUCGUGGUGACCGUAACGAACCGCGAGGCGAAAACAGCGGCCCACGGGAUCAGCCUCUUCCUGGUGGAGAAAGGGAUGCCGGGCUUCCAGGCGGGCAAGAAGCUGGAGAAGAUUGGCCUGAUGGCACAGGACACGGCUGAGCUGUUCUUUGAGGACGUGCGUCUCCCUGCUUCUGCCCUGCUGGGACAGGCCAACAAGGGCUUCUACUACCUGAUGAACGAGCUGCCACAGGAGCGCCUGCUGAUUGCAGACAUGGCCAUCGCCAGCAGUGAGUUCAUGUUUGAGGAGACCAGGAACUAUGUGACUCAGAGGAAGGCUUUCGGCAAGACCAUCGCUCACCUUCAGACUGUGCAGCACAAGCUGGCAGAGCUGAAGACUGAGAUCUGUGUGGGCCGUUCCUUUUUAGACAACUGUCUGCAGCUCCACACAGAGAAACGCCUGGACUCUCAAACAGCCUCUAUGGCCAAGUACUGGGCGUCUGACCUCCAGAACUCUGUGGCCACCCGGUGUCUGCAGCUCCACGGAGGUUGGGGCUACAUGUGGGAGUACCCCAUCGCCAAGGCGUUUGUGGAUUCCCGUGUCCAGCCCAUCUAUGGAGGCACCAAUGAGAUCAUGAAGGAGCUGAUCGCCCGCAGUAUCGUCAGCCAGAAGUGAGGGAGACGUCCCAGUGACAUCACCAUGGAGGAGAGCUGGGAAGGGGUUAACAUAAGUCUCUUAACACCAACAGCAGUUUUGACUGGGUUAGCUACUGAGCUGGUUGUCUGUGCCUUUUGAAGUGAUUGUCAUGUUCACUGAAGGUAGGCCAGUGGUAUUUCUGGGGUGAAUCUGAACUUCCACUUAAGUCAAAUGUUCACUUAGUCUCCCAUAGACGUCAGUGCAUUUUUUUUAUUUUUUUAUUUUACCGUUAUUUUACCAGGUAAGUUGACUGAGAACACGUUCUCAUUUGCAGCAACGACCUGGGGAAUAGUUACAGGGGAGAGGAGGGGGAUGAAUGAGCCAAUUGUAAACUGGGGAUUAUUAGGUGACCAUGAUGGUUUGAGGGCCAGAUUUGGGAAUCUCAGCAUGACUGAGAGACAUUUUAUUUAAGUGGAACUUUUGAUUCACUCCUCUUUGAAUAAGCAUGGAGUGAAAUAAUAGAUAUUCCGUGUAAUAUUGCUGGGAAUAUGUGGUUUAACACUCUAGAUGUAGGGUUUAUUCUUUUCCUUUGGGCUUCUACAAAGUCAAUAAUAUGUUCUGAAAUCCGUCCAUCCUUUCACACUUGAAAUCUAAGAAGUUAGAAACAUUGAUCAAAUAAAUGCACAGAGUUAAGUUGUAUAUUUUUCUAAUACCACCUUUGUGUUUGUGUCCUGCUGUGUUUUAUGGGGGUAGAAAAGUAAAUGGUAUAGUCAUGUACGUUAGAAUGAACAUUAUUUUAUCAUUUGUUCGCAGCUCUGAACCGGAAGUGCCCUUGCAUUCUUCUCCUGAUACCUAUUAAUGUUCAGCAUUAAAGGGGGAUAGCUAGUCAGUUGUACAACUGAAUGCCAUCAACUGAAAUGUCUUCUGCAUUUAACCCAACCCCUCUGAUACAGAGAGGUGCAGGGGGCUGACUUAACACCACAACAAGCUGUGAAUUUAGAACAUUGCACUAUUGUUGAACAUUUUAAACGCCACGUUUUUAAUGUUGAUUGUAAUGUAAUAAUAUUGCUUGUUUAUUAAAGUUAUACCAUUUUGGUGAUCCCUCUUACAAUUUUAA
Molecule: messenger RNA, 2478 nt
Organism: Salvelinus fontinalis (brook trout)
Lineage: Eukaryota; Metazoa; Chordata; Actinopteri; Salmoniformes; Salmonidae
Gene: acadl
Product: acyl-CoA dehydrogenase long chain
Exons: 11
Coding region: 78-1400 (440 amino acids)
Biological process (GO): fatty acid beta-oxidation using acyl-CoA dehydrogenase; long-chain fatty acid catabolic process; carnitine metabolic process, CoA-linked
Cellular component (GO): mitochondrion
Molecular function (GO): flavin adenine dinucleotide binding; long-chain fatty acyl-CoA dehydrogenase activity
Source: RefSeq, a predicted model, not a curated record